Messenger RNA from Acanthoscelides obtectus, 404 nucleotides. NCBI's taxonomy places the organism in Eukaryota, Metazoa, Arthropoda, Insecta, Coleoptera, Chrysomelidae. The record is from the annotation of a GenBank genome assembly.
CAGCUCUCACAGACGUCAGCCUUGAUAAUAAUUAACAGAUACAGAAAACGUUCAAGUAGUACUAAUAAUCUCCCUAAUGAGCAGUGCGUAGCUAGGUGAUAAAACAGUCCGUAUAAAUACUGUAAAAACCUGCAAUUAUUAAUUCAAAUUUGCUCAAGCUUGUUGCCAUACGUGCUCUUCCAUUUACUUGUUAGAAUGGGAUUCCCAAAAUGUCUACCUAUUACCAUGUUUCUGAUCUCUAUGCUAUUCGCAGCGGCUUCAGCUGCAGACCAAUGCAGUUCUGCGAAUGACUGUAUCAAGCUCCAAAUAAGCUGUACCAGUGGUAAAUUGUUAAAAUGUAUUAAAGCUUUGUGCGUUUGUAUUUCAGUCCAUGUAUAGAACAAAUAAAUGGAACUAUACUGAAA